Messenger RNA from Cyphellophora attinorum, 3189 nucleotides. Its product is annotated as Lysine-specific histone demethylase 1A. The coding region runs from base 1 to 3189 and encodes 1062 amino acids. The transcript is spliced from 2 exons. Gene Ontology annotation, molecular function: oxidoreductase activity; protein binding. NCBI's taxonomy places the organism in Eukaryota, Fungi, Ascomycota, Eurotiomycetes, Chaetothyriales, Cyphellophoraceae. The record is from RefSeq and is a predicted model, not a curated record.
AUGGCGGAAGUCAUGAGUACAUCAACAAUGCCAGCAAAUAUCUCAUCCAAUGAUGAAGACGUUGUCAUGGUGGACGGAAAUGCACCUGACAUCCAUGAAGCGACGCCGGCCGAUUUCCCAGAUCAGAUCAUCAAAAUGGAAGACGAUGAUAUGGACAUCGUGUCGGAAGGUCAUGGUAACUUCCUGAGAAGCUUGCAGACCAAUAGUGAAGCUCGAGACUCUCCCAACAGCUCAUUGACGUCGACCUCGAUGCAUUCGAUUCCCUCUGACCACAAGCCUGCCCCAACAUUCAACCCUGUGAUCAAACAGGAAGUCACCAGCAGCGACAAUCAGCGGUAUCUUUACACCAAAGCCCCUGUCACUUGUCGGGCCAGGUCAUCGAUACCUCCACGACUUCCAGCGGGCGAGUAUGCCAAUCAAUGCAUCACUGCUGCUGAGAACUCGAGACUUGAUCCUUUCAAGCUCCAUGAGGAUGAGCACAAACUGCUUCAGGAUAAGCUUUGUCAGCUGCAUGUUACGGUGUAUCUGAACAUUCGCAAUGGCAUCCUUCGAUUAUGGGCGAGGAAUCCCAGUGUCAGCGUUAGCCUUGAGGAAGCCAUUGGCUGCAUCAAGGACGAGCGCUGGACCCGACUGGCCUGCUUUGCAUAUGAAUGGCUCGUACGGCGUGGCUACAUCAACUUCGGCUGUGUCGCUGCUCCCAUGGCGACCAAACAGUCACGGGCCAGGCGGAAGGAUGGACCUGCAAAGGAGACGAUUGUCGUCAUUGGUGGCGGUGUGGCUGGUCUGAGUACUGCUCGACAGCUUACGAACCUGUUCCAUCAUUUCCCAGAUCAGACGACACCCAAGGUCAUCGUGCUAGAAGGCCGCAGCCGCAUUGGUGGCCGGAUAUACUCACAUCCGCUGACCAGCAUGCGGUCUUCUAUCCUGACUCCUGAACAGCGAGCUACAGCAGAGAUGGGCGCCCAUAUCAUUGUCGGAUUCGAGAAAGGUAAUCCGCUCGACGCCAUCAUUCGUGGCCAGCUUGCGCUGAACUACCAUUUACUGCGAGACCUAUCAACGCUGUACGACGUAGAUGGGUCACCAGUCAACGGAGCCAGUGACGCCAUGAUCGAACGCCUCUACAACGAUGUCCUCGACCGAACGGGCGAAUAUCGCGUUAAUCACACGAUCAAGAAGACUGCGGAAGGUGACAAAGAAAUGAUCGAAGCUUGGCGAGAUCCUCCACCGAACGAAGAGUCCGUCACAAUAAAACAGUACGAAGAAGCUACCGCAGAUGGGACAAUAGAUUUGUUACUACCCACGAAAAAGUCUCGACGAAGGGGUGCCGGGCACAAGGCUGCUAAAGGAGAACAGUCAAAAGAAGAGGUCGACACAGAUAUGGCAACAAAGAAGCAGUUACCUGCUGCUCAAGCCGCCAAAGAAUUUGGAUUCAUGCUUAGGAAGACCACGCAGCUUGAGGAGACGCUCCAGCUGGACAAUCUGGCUUCGAAACCAAAUGCUUCGCUGGGAAGUGUCAUGAAUGCUGGUAUCGAACAGUAUCAGCAGUUCCUGGAUCUCAAACCCUACGCCCUGCGACUCAUCAAUUGGCAUUUUGCCAAUCUCGAGUACGCGAAUGCGUGUAAUGUUGACAAGCUCAGCCUUCGCGCAUGGGAUCAGGAUAUCGGCAACGAAUUCGAAGGAGAGCAUGCACAAGUCGUUGGUGGAUACCAGCAAUUUCCUCGAGCUUUGUGGCGAUAUCCUGAAGCGUUGGAUGUCCGGACCAACAAGCCUGUCCAAGCCAUUCACUACGGCGCAGCUGGACUCGGUGGUAAGCCGACAGUGGUGUGCGAGGAUGGAGAGGCUAUUGAGGCCGAUCGAGUCGUCUUCUCAGCGCCCCUGGGAGUGCUGAAGGAGCAAGCAAUCAAGUUUGAUCCUCCACUGCCCCAAUGGAAGGCCGACGCCAUCAAACGAAUGGGUUUCGGACUCCUCAACAAACUCAUCAUGGUCUUCGAGAAACCAUUCUGGGACACUGAGCGCGACAUGUUCGGCUUACUACGUGCGCCUCGGGAUAGCGCCGGGCAGGAGCAGGCAAACUACAAGCAGUGUCGAGGCCAAUUCUACCUCUUCUGGAACUGUAUCGACACAAGCGGCCUGCCCGUCCUCAUCGCACUCAUGGCCGGCGAAGCAGCGCAUGAAGCUGAAAGGACACCCGACGCAUUCCUAGUCGAAGAUUGCCUCCACCAGCUGCGAAACGUCUUCGGCCACCAAAACGUGCCCUCACCCGUCGAGUCAAUCGUCACUCGCUGGGGCUCAGACCGAUUCGCGCGAGGCACAUAUUCAUACGUCGCCGCCGAAGCAAAGGCCAACGAUUACGACACCUUGGCCGCCCCCAUCUCCAACACACUCUUCUUCGCCGGCGAAGCAACCAUCGCCACACACCCAGCAACGGUCCACGGUGCCUACCUCUCCGGCCUCCGCGCAGCACACGAAGUCUACGAAUCCCUCGUCGGCCCAAUCGCCAUCCCUUCAGUGCUCGUACCUCCUCCCUCCACCAAGUCCUCCAUCUUCGCGCCCGCCGUCAAGGCUCAAACCACCACCAGCACCACCAUCGACCUCACCGAAAUCGAUGGCCACCUCGCCCAACAACCAAAACGCAAAGGCGACGAGGUUCUCCCCGCCGGCACUUUCACCCGCCCCAUGAAAGAAAACAACAACAAAGCCCUGCAAGAAGCUUGGGACGCAGCCAUGUGGGUGCGCAUCUACAACGACCUGGGCCCUCCACCCGUCAAACCCCCUAAACUCAACAUCAACGCCUUCCUGUUGUUCUCGGGCGAGCACUGGGACGCCGUCAAGCAGCGCCUCGCCGACGCCAAAGCCGCUGCAGCUGCGACAGCAGCAGCAGCCGGCAAAGGCCACUGGAACAAAGGUCGAGGCAAGCAGACCGAGCGCGACCAAGUGCGCGUCGAGCUGGGCAAGAUGUGGGCGAGUCUCGAUGAGGAAGGGAAGAAGCCGUACACGGACACUGUGGCGCGGAAUAGGGAGGAGAACGAUAGGCUAUUCAAGGAGUGGAGUGUGAAAGCCGCGGCGUGGGAUAAGCGGACGUGGGAGGUCAAGGAUGUGUGGGUCAAGGAGGGGAAUAGUUUUGAGGAGUUUGUUGAGCGGAGAAGGGUUGAGGAGAUGGAGCUGGACAAGGCGAGAGAAGGACUCUGA